Molecule: messenger RNA, 1523 nt
Organism: Leptopilina boulardi
Lineage: Eukaryota; Metazoa; Arthropoda; Insecta; Hymenoptera; Figitidae
Exons: 3
Coding region: 252-1091 (279 amino acids)
Source: RefSeq, a predicted model, not a curated record
UAUAUUAUUUUGGGUGUUUUCGGCAUUCACCCAGAGUUAACUCUAGAGUUAACAGUGGUGCUCAAUGAUAUUAUCUUUGAAAUUGAAAUUGUGAACCUGUGAAUGGAGCUUUACUGUGCCUAACCUGACGUGAGGGAAAUUCUUUUCACCUGCCAUUAAUUCACUGAAUAUCUGUUGUAUUAACGUGCACGUGCUCGAUUUAAGUGAAAUAAAUAAUUAUAUAUAAUAUAUUAUAAUUUUGUAUUUAAAUUAUGUCGACGUCUCAUGAGAAAUAUAAAGUUAUUAAUACAGUCAUUGAUCAUGUUACGGGAAAUGUAAUAAUUGACCCGAAUGAUAAAAGCAUUUUAUGCUAUCUUUUAAAAGAGGAUGGCGGUCAAACAAUAGGCUAUGUUCCUAGGGAAAAUUAUAUUGAAGCAACGUCCACGGGAUCUGAAAGUGAAGGUAAUAUUCAAAAUGUCGAAGAACCAUCAGAAGAGAUUAAUGAGAAUGAAAUUGAGAAAGAGGAGGAAAUCGAAAUACGAAGAAAGCCUGGGCACAAAACAGAUGUCGAGAAAGAAAAUUCUAAAUCUUGUGGACAAUGGACGGAUGCGGAAACCAGAAUACUUAUUGAAGUGUACCCUGAAGUAGCAGAUACUACUAAAGAUAAUCUGAGUCCAGUUUUCUGGAAAAAAGUAAGCGGUUUCAUGGUUUCUAAAGGUGUCAAAAAGACUUUUAUAUCCUGUAGAGAUAAAUGGAAAUCACUGACUCGAACAUAUAAAUUCAAUUUGUCCAAAAAAAAGGAAACUGGUACAGGCCCCAUUACCUGGCCUUAUUUCGAUCUUCUACAUAGUAUACUGUUUGUAAAACCGGAAAUUAAUCCAGUCGCAACAGCUUCCAGUAUUGCUGGAUACAAGAGAAGAUUGGCUGAGGACAUUAAAAAUGACGAAAAGGAACAUUUGACUUCACAAAAUAAGAAAAAAAAGAAAAAUCACCCAGAAUGGCUACAAGAAUUAAGAAAAGAUGCGGCCUUACGCCAUGAAGAAAAUUUGGAACUUAAAAAUAAAUUCAUAUCUUCUUUCAUAGAUUACGUCGAGUUGUUGAAAAAGAAGUAAGCAAUUAUCUUGUUUCAAUUUUGCAUUAUCAAAUUCCAUAUAUUCUCCUAAUGUUUACCGUUAGGCUGUCAGUUUCCGAUAAAACUAUUAUUUUCUUUUAUAAAAACAUGUGAUAUUAGAUUUAAAAAAAAAUAUAUAUAUUUAUAUAUAUACAAAUAUUGAAAUACGUAAGAAACAUGUGCUGUGAAAUGCUAUAUUGUUAUAAGAAGUGAAUUAUAAGACUUAAUUUUCCAAUUAUUGAGGCUGAUAGGUAUGAAAAAAUAUACGAUUAUUUAAUAAUAAAUCUAUUAUCGAAACAUUAAAUGUGACAACGCGGUGUAAUUAACUUAUUUUCUAUAUUACCAAAGUAUCACGUGAUAUUACAUCAAUCUAAUGUUACAUUUUAAUAUUACUAAUGUAAAUUAAAGUGAUAUUACAAUAAAGACAAGUACU